This is a messenger RNA of Lycium ferocissimum, 1464 nucleotides long. RefSeq lists its product as uncharacterized. The transcript is spliced from 6 exons. Bases 57 to 1121 code for a protein of 354 amino acids. Lineage: Eukaryota; Viridiplantae; Streptophyta; Magnoliopsida; Solanales; Solanaceae. The record is from RefSeq and is a predicted model, not a curated record.
UAGUACAUUUACUGGUUGAAACUAGCUUUGGUUAAUUUUCAGGCCAAAAGUUGAAAAUGCAGGGAGGCAGAGACCCUUUUUCCAAUUUUGGUAAUCCUUUUGGUAGUUUCAGUGGUUCUGGUGGAUUCGGAGGUCAGAGGAGUUUAUUAUCAGGCUUUUUUGGAGGCAGAGACCCAUUUGAUGAUCCUUUCUUCACACGCCCCUUUGGAGGCAUGUUUGGAUCGACCCCUUUUGGUCCUAGCGGAGGCCCGUUCAUGGACUCGCACAUGGCUGGAUUUCUGGAACAGCAGCCUUCUGUCCCCUUCCAACAGCCUUCUGUCCCCUUCCAGCAGCCUAGGUCUAGGGGUCCUGUUAUUGAGGAGUUGGACUCUGAUGAUGAGAAAGAGGAAAAGGAUAUUUCGGAAGAGAAGAAACAGAACAUGAGAAAGCAUGCUAGGCCAAGUACUGAUCCUUUUGUUGAAUAUCCAGAUGAUGAAGCAGGAGAGAGAAAGCGUAAGCAAGUGGUAGCCCAGAAUGAUUUCCGGAGAGCAAAUAAUGAACAGCAGCCACAAGUUCGUAGCUUUAGCUUUCAGAGUUCUACCAUGUCUUAUGGUGGUGCAAAUGGCACCUAUUAUAGUUCUUCCAAAACCAGGAGGACAGGAAGUGAUGGACUGACGUUUGAGGAAAGUAAAGAAGCCAAUUCAGCUACUGGGCAAGCAAGUCACAGGGUUUCAAGAGGAAUACAUAAUAAGGGUCAUUCUUUGUCGCGGAAACUCGAUUCAGAUGGUAGGGUGGACACCAUGCAGACAUUGCACAAUCUUAAUGAAAAUGAACUUGAUGGAUUUGAAGAAACCUGGAAAGGAAAAGCUGGAAAUCAGCUGCCUGGCCUGUAUGGGGGUUUUAAUUUACAAGGUGAUACUGGGUCUGGGAGCAGUGUCCAGAAUGGUGCAAAUAGGGGUGGAUGGGCACUUCCUUCCACGGAGAGAGCACAUCAUUCAGGGAAUCUCAGGCCGGGGGUAGGGAAUGCAGCUGGUCCUUCCCAUCCAAUGCCUUCGCGGAGGGCAAAAACAGAUGCUGGGAAUGUGAUUGGUUCUUCUAGGGCCACUAAUGCUAGUAAUAUGGAGAAAGCUAAGAAACGCUGAAUCAUCUGCCGCAAUUUCUUUUUGAUGAUGUUUCCACAAUGUGUAGUCAUGUAUAGCUGCUCUAGUCAUGCAUUUUGCUAUUCUGCUUUCUUUUUAAGAAAGCAGGUGCAUGUAUGCACACCCUUAUCCUUCCCGCAUGCUAGCUACCAUUGAGUACUCGUGCUAGCAGUUUAGUAACGAAUCUUCUAGUAGUUGUAAUGUGGCCGCACCUAUACUGGAUGUGGUAUGAGAGAUUGGUCAGAAAUAUGGAACAUAAUUACCUAAUAUCAGUAGCUUGUGAUUUGGUCGAUGACGCCCAGUUUAAUAUGUUUUGCAGCUUAAUACACGUAGUUAUUUUGCUUCU